This is a messenger RNA of Rotaria sp. Silwood2, 717 nucleotides long. NCBI's taxonomy places the organism in Eukaryota, Metazoa, Rotifera, Eurotatoria, Philodinida, Philodinidae. The record is from the annotation of a GenBank genome assembly.
AUGACGCAAAGCUUCUACUCAACUUGGAUGCCAAACAAGGAUCAGAGUACAAUAGUCAUCAAUACUGAUGAGAUCGCUCGAAAAUUAGAAGCUGUCUAUGGUAUCAAAUCAGGAUCCAUCUAUAUCAGUACUAUUGUGAUCACUAAUGGUGAAAAAAAUGUCUAUGAUCGCCGUCGUCGCCGUCAAUUUGAUAGGAAAAAACAUGAACUACCUAGAUGUAAUCAGUUUGGAUCUGAUCGUUCAAUUGUAGAAAUAACAAUUCAUAUAAUUUAUCCAGCAAGGUGUGGCACAUUUAUGUCUUGCCAAAAAGAAUUAGCUGAUGCUAUCCAAGCUCGUAUUACUGCAUACAUUUCAACUAUUUUACUAGAAUUCAAAUUUGAUGAUGGAAGCUUCGGUGAACUUGCUUUAAUUAGAUGUAAGAAAGUCGCAGAUUCAUCAUUAAAUUAUGUAUUACGGUCACGGCGCGGUGCAAAAGUUACUAAAGCAACGAAAAGUCCUACAACAGCAACCACAACAACAAAAUGCGCGACAACAGCAAGCACUACAAAAAUAACCACGACAACGAAAAGUCCUACAACAACAAAAUGCGCGACAACAGCAAGCACUACAAAAAUAACCACGACAACGAAAAGUCCUACAACAACAAAAUGCGCGACAACAGCAAGCGCUACAACAACAACCACGACAACGCAAGGUAAGCACCAUUAUGUUCCAUAA